AUGCUUGUCGUCAUUUUAUUUUUGUUUGCUCAUAUUAGAAUUGCAUCUAGCAUAUUUUGUAAUGAUGGCUCAAAUCCAUGUAAAUUAGAUCAACAAGGUUCAACUCAUUCAUAUUUUUUACCUAUUAAUGGUUAUCAUUGUCUUGAUGCUGUGAAUGGUGAAUUUAUUUGUACAUGUCCAGAUAGUUCAACAACACGUAAUCAACCUUGUCGAAUUUGCGAUCGUCAACCAAAUCCAUGUGGUGUUGGACCAUCAGUUGUUGCAUGUACUGAUAUAAAUCAAUCUUUUGUAUGUUUAUGUAAAAAUGAACAAGGAGAAUUGAUACAUUCAACAAUGCCAUGUGGUAAUUAUAUCGUUACAACUCCACCUGAAAAUAAAUGUCAGAAUAAAGGUGUUAGAGAUCCAACUACAAAUCUUUGUAAUUGUCCAAGUGGUUUUACAGGUAGUAAAUGUGAAACUCGAGCAGAUAAACAAUUGUGUGAUAAAAUUGAAUGUAUGUCAAAUGGUGCAUGUGCUAUUCGUCCAAUAUUUGAUGGAGCAACAACAUAUCAAUCAGUAUGUCUUUGUCGAGCAGGUUAUGAUGGAGAUUAUUGUGAAUGGCGAAGUAUAAUAGGUUCUUGUACAGUAUCAUAUUGUUUACAUGGAGGUAUUUGUCAACGACGUCAGAUUGGAUCUUCUAAAUAUAUUUAUUGUCAAUGUAAACCUGGAUGGGCUGGUUCACGAUGUGAAACACAAUAUUUUCAUUGUGAAUCAUCGGGAUAUUUCAUUGAUGAACACAUGAGAAAUCAAGGAAAAUAUUUCUCGUGUAUAUCUUUUGAUGAUGAUUAUUUACUUCUACAAUUAUCAUGUCCAAAAGGUCUUAAAUUUGAUCCUAAAAAACAAUUAUGUCUUCAAUAA
Rotaria sordida is the source of this 897-nucleotide messenger RNA. The record is from the annotation of a GenBank genome assembly. Lineage: Eukaryota; Metazoa; Rotifera; Eurotatoria; Philodinida; Philodinidae.